Molecule: messenger RNA, 588 nt
Organism: Striga asiatica
Lineage: Eukaryota; Viridiplantae; Streptophyta; Magnoliopsida; Lamiales; Orobanchaceae
Source: the annotation of a GenBank genome assembly
CAAAAAAUUAGGGUUUCGUUCGCCGAAUCGUCGUCGGAAGAAUCCGACGCCGCGGCUUCCGCCGGAUCGAAGAGGAAAACCCACGGGGUCGUCGUCCGCCGGAAGAAAUCGAAGCCCAAGGAGAAAUCCCCGCCGGGCCUGAGGAUACGGCUGAAAAUGAAGCCCAAUUCCCCCGAGAAAGAGCUGCUCCCGCUCGGCGUGCAGCGGAGGAAGAGGGGAAAGUACGCGUCCGAGAUCAAGAACCCCCUGACGAAGAAGCGGAUCUGGCUGGGGACCUUCGCCACGGCGGACGAGGCUGGCGCCGCCUACCUCGCGAAGAAGGAGGAGUUCGAGGAGAAGCUGCGGGCCAAGCAGGCCCGCGAUUGUGCCCGACGCGGGAAAAAAUUGGCGAAUCGGGAGUCGCCGACCUCGGUGCUGAAGGUUGUGGCAGCGGAAGGGGGGAUUUCCGGCGGCGAAGCGGCGGCGGAGUUUGGGUUUUUUCGGGGCGUGAGGGUCUUGGACGAAAACGGGUGUCUAUUGGGCGAGUUUAGGAGGCUCGACGAUCUGAGUAUACUUGCAGAUGAGAAUGGCGUAAUUUUAGCAAGAUGA